Molecule: messenger RNA, 5571 nt
Organism: Symbiodinium sp. CCMP2592
Lineage: Eukaryota; Dinophyceae; Suessiales; Symbiodiniaceae
Source: the annotation of a GenBank genome assembly
AUGCUCGAGGCACCCCGCACAGAGAACGAGGAGCUUGCGUCCUCCGGCAAGAUGGAGCCCCUGUGCAUCUGGGCUUCUGAGAGCGGCAGCGAGGCGCAGGGAGAUGGAUUCAAGGAGGUGCAGCCUUACCCAGUUCUGCACAAAAAGGCGCUGAAGACGUCCCAGCAGGUGCGGCGUGCUCCGCUGCUGCUCCGGCCGCUGCAGCCCUCAGCCUCCGUGCUGGAUCCAAAGCGGAUCAGCGGCCAAUCGGGCCAGGGGAGUGGUUCCAGCGGCUUUAUCGCCAAGCUCCUCGAGUUUGGCCCGCCAAUUGUAAUUUUGCUGAAUGCCAUUACAAUCGCCCUGGACAGUGAUGUCAUAGAGAAUGAUUCAAUCCUUCGUUUGGUCGAAAGCUGCUUCGCAAUGUUCUAUCUUCUGGAGUUCAUGAUCAAGCUCGGACUCCUUGGCUGCAGGGGCUACUUCUGGGCAGAAAACUGGACUUGGAACUGGUUUGAUUUCCUUUGCCUCCUGUGUGCGCUCUUGGAACUCAGUGCCGUGCUUGUUUCCGUGCUCGGCUUCACCUCCACACCUUUUCUUGAAGAUGUGACAGUGGUGCGGGUGUUUCGCUUGGGGCAGUUGAUGAGGACCGUCCGCGUGCUGAACUUCAAGAUGUUUGGCGAACUCCGUCAAAUUACUUUAGGAAUCAUGAAUGGGUGUGGCGUGCUCUUCUGGGCAGUCGUCCUCCUGUUCGGAGUCAUCUAUGUAUUUGGGGUCGUGAUGCGAAAUCUCGUUGGUGACGCGAUGGAAGAGUUCAAGAACAUCCCAAACUCCAUGUUCACCUUGUUCCGUUGCUUCACGGAUGGCUGUUCAGACUACGCCGGAACACCCUUGGCAGAGCGUUUGCGGAUCGUGUACGGAGCUCCUUUCACCCUCGGCUACGUCUGCGUGACCAUGCUGGUCGCCGUGGGCAUCUUCAACAUGAUCAUGGCAAUUUUCCUUGAGAAUGCCACUGCAUCAGCUGGUCGGCGGAAGCAGCGAGAGCUCGGCGAGCGCGCGAACAGCACAGAGCACGCACUACGGCGCGUGAUCGUUCAGAUGAUUGACCCGACCGCUCAGGAACGCGCCAGAGGGCGUCGAGGAACCAUGGCUGCCAGGAUCAGCGGUCUUUUUGACCUGCGACCCACAGAGGGCGAUGCCACAAGGGGCCGCCUCACCAGACAGCGGUCCAAGUCCACUGAGCUCUUCUGGCACACGCAGUAUGAGCUUCUGAAGCACUCCGGUGCUACUGUGGACCGAAAGACCUUCAUGUUGUGGCUGCAAGAGCCCGCUUUCCUGCACGUCUUGGAGAGCGCAGACGUGGACGUGUCCAACAAGUUCGAUUUGUUCGACGUUCUCGAUUCCGACAUGGGCGGCAGAUUGGAGCUAGACGAGGUGGUAACUGGACUGAUGAAGCUGCGCGGAGUCGUUUGCGACAUUGCUUGUUUGUCCGCGAAUGUUUGUUUUCUUUUCAAUUCCAAGGACUUGAUAGCCAUCAGGCUGCAGGUGAUAUCUGCCGUGAAUAAGAGCAGCAACCUCCUUGCUUCCGAACGGGAGAACGAGAGUAGACAAGAACAAUACACGUACUGGUUUUGUGCUGCCGAAGCGAUCGGUGGCUUAGCUAUCCAGGGAGCCGCAGCGUUCGAGGCGUCCCUCAGCCCGACUUUCCAGGACUUCUUAACACGGCGCCUCAAUGAAUCUCAUGGACUGGAGUUCGAGGCCGUUCCGUUGGACUUUAACCAGAACUUCGAAUUCGUCAGCAACGGCGGGGUCGAGUUCAUUUUCAGUAACCCAGCGGCAUACACCUGUAUGGCCGUGGAGUUCAACUUGCAGACGGUCGCGUCGCUUAUCAACUACCGCAAGGGCAAUGCUCUUGGGCAAUUUGCAGGUGUGAUUUUUGCCAGGCAAGACUCUGCGUUUCACACCAUCGACGACCUGCGCAAUGCUAGAGUGGAGGCCGUUUCAAUCUCUGGACUGGGUGCAAUGCAGCUCCAGCAGGCAGAACUCCUAGCCCAGGGCUUGAACAUCAUGACAGAUGUACCUCGACUGACUUUCGCCUUCAACCAGAACAAGAUCGUGCAGGACGUCGAGCUCGGUCUCGCAGACGUCGGCUUCGUGAGAACCGACCUGAUCGACCGAAAUGUUGCUAGCAAUCUAACGAAGUGGGAAUAUUUCAGAGUUAUCGGCCAGAUCCCAGACUCGGACUUCCCAUUCGCUCGCUCCACGGCUUUCACGCCGGAGUGGCCCAUUGGUGCUUUGCCACAUGUAACUGACGAGGUCAAGGAGCUGGUCGCAAGCUCCCUCAUGGCUCUUGAUCGCUUCUCACCGGAUCCAGAGUUGUCCCAGCCAGCCAUUGCAGGUAAUUUUGCCAGCUGGUCCACACCAAUGAACUAUUUCGGUCUUCUGGACAUGCUCCAAAGCAUCGAGUAUUACGACCGAAGCUCGAAGAAGUGCUUGCGGAGUUCAGACGAGUACGAGGCAAUCAGGUGCCCCGCCGGCUUUGUCAAGAAGGGGAGAGACAAGGUGUUUUGCGAGGACUGUCGCAUUGGCUACAGCUGCCUUUGCUCUCCUUGUGCAAAGCUGCGGGAUCCAGAAUAUGUCAUGAAAGCUUCAUUGUCAAGCACGGCCUGGAGGGGUAACAUCGACGUUGAUCAGGUGAACAACCUGACUACUGUUGCGAGCAGCUGCGAGCGCAUGUCCGUGUGCGGUCAGGUCUUUGCUGGACAGAAGCUCCGGUGGGUUCUAUUGGACCAGAUCGGGACUGCAAGUCGAACCGCCAUUAACGCACCACUGGUAACCAGUGUGCAGAUUCGCACGGCUAUUGAUGGAUCAUGGUUUUCUACAGAUGUUCGCAACGUUACGAUCGACGAUGAGGACACGCAGGAGUAUACUCUGGAGUAUGAUGUGCAAGGUUCUGGCACGCAAGUGGUUCAAGUGGACAUUAAUGGCCAACCCGCGGCCCUGUCGCCUGUGGUUCUCGAAGUCCUUCCCGCGCCACUCCGCCAGAUUGAAUGCCCUCCGGGCAGGGAGGCAGACUUUGAUGGCGCUUGCACACCCUGUGCACCCGGCACCGCUUCAGCAGGCGGUGGUGCCCCAUGCCGACCAUGCGAUCCGGGCACUUUCCAGCCACUUGCAGAGCAGUCAAACUGCGAGGCUUGUGCAGUCGGCACAUUUCAAGAAUCACCCGCGUCGCUGCAGUGUGAACUGUGUCCGCCAGGGUAUUCCAGCCGCGGCAAGAUUGGGUCUCUGGUUUGCAGUCCAUGUGAUCCUGGCCAGGAGGCUCCCAACAACGGCUCCGAGAGGUGUUCACUUUGUCCCCGUGGGUUUUACAGCCAAGAUGAGGGAUCCAGCCAAUGUUUGCAAUGCAGUGGCGGGAAGGGGACCACCGAGCAGGGCGUGACAAAUCCCGAUCUAUGCAUUUGUCUCCCUGGAGAGUUUAUUGAUACUGUCGAUAGUUCAGGAGGCAACGACACUUCAGCCAUGGGCGGGCAAUGCAUUCCAUGCACUCAGGGACUCGUAUGUCCAGGAGGCAACGGCCCUCCACUGCAAAAAGCUGGAUUCUGGGUGGACACCGCAGAGCACGGAUACUCGGCGUACCGUUGCCGCGACAGGUGGCAAUGCCCAGAGGGGCUUCUGAGUUCGUGCUCCGAUGGCCGUGAAGGGCUCGCUUGCAACAACUGCAAGGAGUGGCAUCGUCAAGGAUCACAAGGCAAAUGCAAGCCGUGUGAGGGUGUGGAUGUUCUUCCGGCGAUGCUGCUUCUGCUGGCAACCGUGCUGACCGGAGGGGUCUUGCUUUCCUUCGUCCACACCAACGCAGCGCGCCAGCGGCUUGGCCAGGUGACCGUUUUCCUGACCGCCGGCCAGAUUAUCCUGAUGUUGCAACUCAUGGCGGCCAUGAGGAACUUGGAUCUGCAGUGGACAGGACCUGCACUCUACGUGUUUGAGUUUCUUGAAAUCUUUGCCUUCGACGUGGACUUCCUGAACAUAGGAUGCGUCGUGUCCAACGACGGCGCCGUGCUAACCUUUGCCAUGCAGCUUCUCGCGUACCCAGUUUUUGCAGCAUUGCUCAUACUGGUGUGGGUUUGCAUCAGCCGACUGGGGCUGGAGGUAACAGGGAACGAUGUGAUCAACAUGAACGGCUUGGCCUUGCUCACGCUGUACAUGACCCUCACCAUCAAUUCGCUCUUGCCAUUGCAAUGCGUCGCCAACCCGAACGGGACUUUCAGUAUGCAGACGCAGCCUGGUGUGAUAUGCUUCCAGUCCGAUGAGCACUGGGCCCUGAUGUUCAUGUGCGUUCUCGGCAUCCUUAUGUACCCAGUGGCUAUUCUUUCCGUGGCUCUGCGGGCCACGAUCAUGUACCCGCACCUUGCCCAAAGCCGCCCAAGGCAAGAGAAGAAAGUCUGUAAAGCCAAGAACGGUCCUCGAGUUUGUGGCAUGCGAAGUAACCCGGACACUACAAAGCAAAGGUCCUACAUCAGCUCCGGGAAGGGACUCCUCAUCGUCAAUCGAUACCGAUUCCUGUUCGAGCGAUUUCGCUCCUUGGCAUUCUGGCAAGGCGUCGAGGCGAGCGGAGUUCCCGGCAGAUUUUGCUUGAACGCUGGUUGCAGCGUCUUCUGGACUUUUGGCCGCCCAAUCGCGUCCCCGCUCGAACCACAGCAGCCGUCCAGGAACACGCUCCUGGCGCUCAUUCCUGUUGCUGUCGCGAGCUUCCCGACAGUGCAAGUCGUUUUGCUGGCGGCCGUGCAUGCUGGUGCAGAUCCGCACAUGGCCGUGGAGGACGCAAGUGGCAAACGCGGCAUUGCUCGAGCACGUUUCUGCUUUGUGUACUCACAGCGAUGCCCGGGCGAAGGGGUCACAGACAUGCUGUUCUCCACUGCCGUGGUGCUUUUCCUCGUGGUGGCAGGGCCCAUCCUCAGCUCAGAGUCGGCUCAAGACCGCCAGGCUUAUGCGGGCUUUUUGUCCUGGUCCUUCACCAUGCUGCUGGCCUUUGCCUUUUUGACCUUGUUUGUAACGAUUGGCCUUUUCCUGUGGAGAGCCUCGGCAGAUGAGAAGACCUUCAAGAUCUUCUUGACGCAUCACAAGAGUGCAGCCGGGGCGCUUGCACGCUUCAUCAAGAGCAUCUUGAACAAGCACUCCCAUGACAAAGUUUUCUUGGACUCUGAUGAGUUGCAGGACUUGGAUUCUCUGUUCGAGAGCGUACGCAGCAAUGUGGCUUUCUUGGUGCCUCUGCUGACGCCUCAGAUGAUUUCCCGCCCUUGGUGCGUGGGGGAGCUUGUUACAGCCCACUUCAAUCGCGUGCCUCUUCUACCCAUAUCCUGCGAUGGAUACAGACUCAGUUCUUCCGUCAAUGCUGCACAGCUUGUCAAUGCCUGGAGCCCCGACGACUUCCAGCCCCUUCUGGCUGUGGGCAUCCAGGAGGACAUGAUCGAUGCGAUGAUUGAGCACCUCUACGCCCUACCUUCCAUUGCUCUCAACCGUCGCGGGAGUAUGGAGGACCAAGAGGCCACGAUUCUUCGGGUCAUCACCAGCAGUGAACCUUGGAUGAGAUUCUAUAGGUAG